GCGGGAUGCUGGCAAAUUCGGGUCACGAGCAGCCGCUCACCUUCUACCGAAAAAUGGCCGAGCUGCAGGAGCGGCUGCAUCAGCUGGAGGAGGAGCGCACGAUGCUGGCCGAAAAAUACGCCGCCCUGGUGAAGAACAGGCGCAGGAGGUUCGGCCCCCGCUCUUUUUGCACGAAUUCUUUGCGAAUGCACUUUAUUUAGUUGCGUUUUUUCGUAGCGUUGACAGCACCUGUAGCUUCCUCUGAGAUUUGAAAGUAGAGGAAUGGCGACACGAUUCUGCAGCUGAAAGAGGAGUAUUCCCGAUUUUUGGAGCACGAACGCCAGCGGAAAAUGCGCACGAGGAACAUGAUGGCCUCGCUCGAGAGUUUGGAGCAGCACGCCGCCGUCAUGCACGCCAAGACCGAACACCUCAGGGCCUCCAGGCGGCAGUGGGACAGUCUAAACGCGCGUCUCCAACCGAAACUGACCAUGAGCGACAGCUUUGCCGUGAGGCGGCCCGAGUGGCCAGGGUUGGACCUGGACCUGGAUCAGGUGCUCGACCUGUCGGGCAAGAAGAAAAAGGAGGAAAAACGCUUAGUGUCGAGAGAGGUGGAAAACUUUUUGGCCUCCAUCAACGAGAGGGUUGAGGCGAAAUCGAUUGGCCUACAUUCCGCCGCCGCCGCCGCCGCCGCUGGUGACACGCAAGCCAAACGUCACGCAGCUUCCGUGUCCGUGCCCUCCGACCAAGCCUGUCACGAGGUGUUGGAAAACCUUAAAGAGGAGCCUCUGGAGGAGAUUCAGGUCGAGCCGUACCUUCCUGCUCAGGUCGCACCUUUCGAAGAACCUCAGGUUCACGAGAAAAGGGUUUACGAUGAACCCGUCGAAGAAGCUCCGCUUGAAUUCAGACGGAAUUCCGACGCUCCAGCACACAAAGAAAAUCAGGUCGCGCCUUUGGAAGGGUCUCAGGUCGCACCUUCCGUACAACAAUUUUUGGAGACGAGUAUUUCCGAGCCAGAACCGAUAAAUGAUGUCCAUUCUCAGGGUGACUCUCAUCAAGAACCUCAGGUUUUAUCUCCGGGUCCGUCAUACCAACCGUACAAUGAAGAACCUCCGAGACCUUUGCACGAAGAACCUCAGGAAGAGCCUUACCAUAAAAAUCAGGUCGAACCUUACCAAGAGCCUCAGGUCGAACCUUAUCGUGAAUCUUACCAAGAACCUCAGGUUGAAGCCUACCGUGAGUCUCUAGUAAAACCUUACGAAGAACCUGAACUGCAACCUUACCAAGAACCUGCCCAGGUUCAACCCUUUGAAGGUCAUCAGGACAAAAUAACUUACGAACAUCCUCAGGAACGACCUUUCGAAGGUUCUCAGGAACAACCUCUCGAAGGUCCUCAAGAACAACCUUACGAAGGUCCUCAGGAACGGCCUUUCGCUCAGGAACGACCCUUUGAAGGUUCUCAAGAAGUACCUUACGAAGGUCAGGAACGACCUUUCGAAGGAGCCCAAGCGGAACCGAUCCCGGCGUACCAGGAGCCGGAGGCUGCGCCCUUGCAGGACUAUCAGGGUGCGCAGGAGGCACCUGAGCAGGUCGGCCCUGGCAGGAUGUACGAGGAGGCGAGCUCGGAAAGCUGGGCCGAGCCGCACGCCGAGCUGGAGCAGCAGAUGGCCGACAUCCUGCGGCACGCGCCCACUCCCAACCGCCCUCCGCCCCCGCCCUCCAAGUCAGGGGUGUCACCUUCGUCGUCGUGGGGCAAGAUCAAGAACCUGAGCGCCCUGAGGACGCGGCCGGCGAGUCCGUCGUCGUCGUCGUCCAAGUCUUCGAGCGGCUCGAAACGCAGCUCGCCAAACCGCAGUCCCAGCACCUCCCGAAGCCCCAGAAGGGCCAAUAAAUGAUUCAGACCUUAGAUAAUAAUUAAAUGUUGAACCUUUUCGAUUAAAUAA
This is a messenger RNA of Cloeon dipterum, 1919 nucleotides long. RefSeq lists its product as uncharacterized. The record is from RefSeq and is a predicted model, not a curated record. Lineage: Eukaryota; Metazoa; Arthropoda; Insecta; Ephemeroptera; Baetidae. The coding region runs from base 330 to 1871 and encodes 513 amino acids. The transcript is spliced from 6 exons.